UGUGUCUAUGGCCCUCCCGUGUCCUGCUCUCUCUCUGUGUGUGUGUGCUCUGGUGCGCGGCCCUCCCAGCUCCAACCACACACCACUGCCAAACGCCCAAAAGCAGGCAGUCUGGGUGUCAGUAGAGAGAGGAGAGAGACAGAGAGUAUCCUCUUCAUCUGCUCACACUCUCGCCCAAUUCCCCGAAAGAAAGUCGCGUCCAAACUCAGGGACAGCACGCGCAACGAUGGACACCAGACCGCGCAGAACAGCCAGUGUCAAUCAUGCAUCGUAUAAAGACGAAGAUAACGACGACGACCUAGAUGAGAUUCCCAGUCCCAUGCCUUCACGAUCACGCUCCAGAAGGUCACUCCCACGCGCACACUCAGAAGCAAGCUCCGACCAAUCGAGUAGAAAACGCAAACGAGACUCGCAAUCUCCAGAAGAACGUCGCCCUUCACGACGCGCAGGCUUACGUGGCUCUCUCGAUUUUACAGACCAUCACUUCUCAUCACCUGAAACGCAAAAGAGUCCAGCAACGAGACAUCGGACACCAUCGCAAGCAUUAUCGGAAGAGACAUCACCGGAUGUGCCACCCUCCAAGAUUGUCAAGCUUGCAUUACGGAAACGGCCGGGUCAGCAGAGUAUUCAAGAGGUAGAGAGAGUGCAUACGGGUACAUCGGAUGAGAUUCAAAGUCCAACCAAUCAAACGCACCCGCAAGACAUGCCUGCAUCGCAUCCAUCGCCCAUGCAAAGCGCAUCACCAGAGGCAAUGCACAUGAACGCAGACGAGGCAUUUGACGAACAAGCAUUCGACCAACAAGCACAUGAUUCAGAUGAAAUUGCAAAUGGCAAGACCUAUAUGCAGAGUCUACGUCGCAGCGCACGUAUGCCAAAAUCACGUAUUCAAGAGAGUGAAGAAGAGCAAGAUUCACCGCCGGAGGUCAUCCGUUCCAAUACUGCACUUCGCAGGAAAUCAAAGAGACUUUCAUUUGAAGAUGAACAGCCAAGUCGAUCUGCUGGUCGUUCCUCACGUGAAUAUCGUCGUAAUGGGCGUAGAAAGAACGGUCGUGGGAGUCGCACAUCACGUCGUCAUGCGUCUGGUGGACAAGACACAAAUUCGCGCAAGAAGGGCUCCGAUGAUUCAGAUUAUCACUCUGGUCAGGCUUCUACCGUCGAUAGCCUUUCUGAGGAAAGUUUCAUCUCUGAGGGUGACAGUCCAGCAGAUGAACUCGCACUCACGGGUCGUCGUGGUAGUGGCCGUGGUGGUAGUGGUCCCAUUGCACGUCCACAACUUCGUGCACGUCAACAAAUCAACUAUGCCAUUCCACCACCUCUGCCUGAACCAGAACGAGAAUCACCACGUCCUGCUUCUGCACCCCUCCCACGAACGACUUUCCAGAGCCUCUAUCCGAGUUAUGGAUCAUUAGGGUUGGGAUUGACGGCUGGUGCUGCUCAACAGUUUGGGAAUUUAGGGUUUCCUGUGCAUGGCGCAUUGCAAGAUGAUACAGACUCCUCCGGUGAUGAGGGAGGUGGUCAAGCGAAUGGCACGAGUGGUGGUGCUGCUGCGCCCUUACCCAUGAUGCAAAGUGCUGCUGUUUCUAGUGGAACGGGCAAUGUUGGUCGCGUCAAGGGUUCUAAUCUGGCAGACGCAGAUCCAAUUGGCAUUGAUAAGGAAGUAUCCUUUGAUUCUGUUGGUGGAUUGGAAGAACAUGUCAACCAACUCAAGGAAAUGGUCAGUUUACCCUUGCUGUAUCCUGAAAUUUUCACAAACUUCCAUAUUACACCGCCACGGGGUGUUUUGUUUCAUGGACCACCAGGGACUGGUAAGACGCUUAUGGCGCGGGCUCUUGCAGCGAGUUGUUCAACAGGGUCUCGGAAAAUUGCCUUUUACAUGCGGAAAGGUGCAGAUUGUUUAUCGAAAUGGGUGGGUGAGGCGGAACGUCAACUCAGGUUACUCUUUGAUGAGGCAAAAGCCAAUCAACCAAGCAUCAUCUUUUUCGAUGAGAUUGAUGGCUUGGCACCUGUGCGCUCUGCAAAACAAGAUCAAAUUCAUGCAUCGAUUGUAUCAACGUUGCUGGCACUCAUGGAUGGUAUGGAUGCACGAGGUCAGAUUGUUGUGAUUGGUGCAACGAAUAGGCCUGAUUCUGUGGAUCCGGCAUUGAGACGACCAGGCCGCUUUGAUCGUGAAUUCUUUUUCCCUCUACCGAAUCUAGAUGCACGCAAGAAGAUCCUCAGUAUCCAUACCGGUAAAUGGCAACCGAAACCAGAAGAUGCGUUUAUUGCCGAUUUAGCAACACAGACGAAAGGGUAUGGUGGUGCAGAUCUACGAGCAUUGUGUACGGAAGCUGCACUCAAUGCCGUUCAACGACGAUACCCACAAAUCUACCAGAGCAGCGAGAAACUCAUUAUUGAUCCGACCACUAUCAAUGUGUCGGCGCGAGACUUCAUGGUUGCCGUCAAGAAGAUUAUUCCCUCUUCAGCACGGUCAACGUCAAGUGGUGCCGCCAUCCUACCACCACAUAUUGAGCCACUGCUCAAGUCUACGCUCGAUGAAAUCACUGAAAAGGUGGAUGCUAUUGUGCCUCGUCGGCAGAAACAGAGCGCUUUACAACAGAAUCUCUCGAUCGCUCAAGACGAUAGUAAUUUCCACAAAGAACGCAUGUUACAACAGCUCGACCAAAUGCGCGUCUAUCGUCCAAGGUUGUUGAUUGCAGGAUCAGCAGGGCUAGGACAAGGCCAUCUGGGUGCAGCCAUUCUUCAUCAUCUUGAAGGCUUCCAUGUCCAAACACUCGAUUUAUCCACCAUGUUUAGCGAUUCUGCAAGCACGGCUGAAGCCUCCCUCAUUCAAGCGUUUGUGGAAGCAAAACGGCAUAAACCUUCUGUACUGUACAUGCCUGCUGUUGAACUUUGGUUCACUGUGGCUUCUGGAGCAUUACAAACGACACUCAAAUCAUUGCUCAAUUCAAUCAUGACGAAUGAGCCCUUGCUAUUGCUGGGCGUGUCCAAUAUUCCAGUAGGCGAACUCCCUCAUGCCGUGCGCGAGCUGUUUGGCCAUGGUGACAAAGCGUCCGUUUCACUCUCAACACCCACCUCACUCCAGCGCGAAGCGUUCUUUGGCUUCUUGAAGGACUUGAUUGUCAAAUCACCCGAUGCAUUGCCAGAUGGUCGGCCACCACGAAAGCGACGGCUUGAAAAGCUCAAAGUUGCACCACCCGAGGCACCUCGAGCACAGACCAAAGCGGAACGGAAAGCAGUCGAGGCAAAAGACAGGAAGCUCAAACUACAACUCAAAGGUCGCUUGGGACCACUCAUGGAAUUGAUUCGUACGCGGUACAAGCGGUUCAAGAAGCCAGUGAUUGAUGAGCGUAAACUCGUCCACCUCUCACUCGACUCUGAACUACAUCCCGGCGCAGGUGAUCAAAUCUAUGUACGCACGGAGGAUAAUAUGAUUCUCGAGACAACUACGGGUAAAAAGUUUCACAAUAUGGAUAUUUCCAUUAUUGAGGAGCGGCUAUGGAAUAAUCUCUACAUGACACCUCGUCAAUUCAUCAACGAUGUCGAGCAAGUUGUGCAAGAUGCCAAGAAUGAAGAUGAUCGCGUGAAGGCUAUGGCUGCACAAGAAAUGCUCACGCAUGUGCUCAUUCACACUGAAGAAAUGAUGGAUCCAGUGUUCAUUGAAGAAUGCAAGCAAAUGGCUUUGCGUGAAGUUGAACGCCAUCGCAAAUUUGCAGCUUCGGAGAAGGUUCGUCUAGAAAGCCUACAAGCACAACAGGCGGCCGCCGCCGCCGCCGCCGCUGCAACAGCAGCACAAGCAGCAGCUGCUAUGGCGCCCACAGAGAUUAUUGAAGAUGCCUUGACUGUACCGAUGGCCGUGGGUCCUGACCCAGACUCGCAGACUGCCAUGGUCGCGCCGGCAGCUGCGCCGAUACUGGAUGCACCAGAAACAGAGGUGGUCAUGGACAUGCCAGAAGGUGCACCUUCUGGCAUCAGUGACGGGUCUACGCAACAGCUCUUGGUGGCUAAUGCAGAAACUGAAGAUGUUGCCAUGACUGGCGUUGAGGCUAACGUUGCACUGCUCUCGCCUAAAAGUCCUGUCGCAGAACCACCUGCAAAGCCAGCUUCGCCCAGGCCUCAAUGCAACGACCAUGGUUCUGUCGGCCUGGUCGUUGCAACCGCGCCGAAUAGCGAGCAAGUCUCUUUCGAGCAGACAGCCAUUUCGCGACAAGCGACACCCUCGCCAGCGCCAGCGCCAUCACCGCCACCAUCGCCUGAACCGGAACAUGCUCCAUAUGAGCUUGACUUGUUGGCCCUUCAACGCGAUUGCCAAGCCUGGGUAGCGUGCACGGAGAAUUUGACAGUGGAUCAGCUAGAGCAGGUGAAUUCGAGUGCGGUGGAUGCGACGUGGCAUUUGAGGCGUGAGUGGAAUCGCAACCUCGUGAGGUCUGCAGCGGAUGAAGCUGUGAGGACUAUGAGCAAAGCACUUGUAUCAUAUGAUGAUGAAGGCUCGCCGUAGCAGGUACAUGGCUAGUUCAUCCAUUAUCAACAUCAUUUGGUGCAUCUCGUUUCAACGUGCGUGACUUGACAGGUUUGCGUGCAGUAAAACAAACCACACUUGAGACAGGCGUACUUGCCCCAAUACCCACAUACAGAGCAAAAUUUGCGUUGUGAGGCAUGUCGCGUUGGUCGCACGACAGCCUGAUGCCAAGCAAGGGCAUCGGGUGCUUCAUCGAGGUGAUUCGCCAAUGGACGCCGCGAAGUCAGGAUCUUUCGCACUUGUUGUGAGGUUCCUCUCUGUUGCUUCGGGCCGCGUCGUAUAUCCUCUGCUGUAGCUUUUGGCAGAUCGAUGCGUACAUCACCAUCAUUAUCCCGUUCUAGCUCUGCGAUAUGGCGUUGUGCUUGUCUGAGACGGGCAGGCGCAUCGAGUGUGGCGUAGGAUUGCUUGAGGCGAGCUCUGUCUUGUGGUUUUACGGUCUUUGGUGCUUGUAGCAGCUCUACUAGUGUCAUUGUU
This is a messenger RNA of Protomyces lactucae-debilis, 4990 nucleotides long. RefSeq lists its product as uncharacterized. NCBI's taxonomy places the organism in Eukaryota, Fungi, Ascomycota, Taphrinomycetes, Taphrinales, Protomycetaceae. The record is from RefSeq and is a predicted model, not a curated record. The transcript has 3 exons. Gene Ontology annotation, molecular function: ATP binding; chromatin binding; histone binding. The coding region runs from base 8 to 4495 and encodes 1495 amino acids. Gene Ontology annotation, biological process: positive regulation of transcription by RNA polymerase II. Gene Ontology annotation, cellular component: nucleus.